Spinacia oleracea (spinach) is the source of this 1238-nucleotide messenger RNA. Its product is annotated as 2-alkenal reductase (NADP(+)-dependent)-like. The coding region runs from base 45 to 1100 and encodes 351 amino acids. Gene Ontology annotation, molecular function: 2-alkenal reductase [NAD(P)H] activity. Lineage: Eukaryota; Viridiplantae; Streptophyta; Magnoliopsida; Caryophyllales; Amaranthaceae. The transcript has 6 exons. The record is from RefSeq and is a predicted model, not a curated record.
UUUUGAGUUUGUAUGUGAGAGAAACAGAGAGAAAAAGAAAUAAUAUGGAGGGAGUUGAUAUGGUAGAAAGCAAAGAAUGGUACAUGGCAGCCUACGCUAGAGAUGGUGUACCAUCAUCUGAUCAUCUCAAGUGUAGAACUUUUAGUUUAUCCCGAGUAGCCGUUGAUUCGAUCCCCGAUGAUCAUAUCGCCAUCCAGAGCCGUUGGAUCUCGAUCGACCCAUAUCUACGGUCCAGAAUGACCGGUGUUGAAGAGGGUGGUCUUAAUGUCACUCAGUUUCCCAUUAACCAGGUGAUCGUAUCAUAUGGGAUAGGGAAGAUUAUUAGAUCAAAGGAUGAAAAAUAUAAGGAGGAUGACUUGGUAGUUAUCCCAGAAAUGCCGGUUGCUGAGUAUAGUGUUGUACCUUCCAAAGCUGUGUUUAUCAAAAUUGAUCCUGCCAUAGGAGUCACCCCUUUGGAGUAUCUCAAUGUUCUUGGCGUACCAGGAUUUGCAGCUUGGAUAGGAAUACAAGUAAUAGGAAAGCCAAAGGCAGGAGAGAAUGUGUUCAUUUCUGCUGCUGCUGGAGGUGUUGGCAUGAUUGCUGGCCAAUUGGCUAAACUUAAAGGUUGUCGCGUAGUUGGCAGCACCGGAUCUGAUGAUAAGGUGAAACUAUUGAAGGAGGAAUUUGGGUUUGAUGAAGUAAUCAAUUACAAGAAAGAACCAGAUCUUGAUGCUGCUUUAAGCAAAUACUUCCCCAAUGGAAUUGAUAUAUACUUCGAGAACGUAGGAGGCAAAACCCUUGAGGCUGUUCUCAAUCAUGUUAAUAUGUAUGCACGUAUUCCACUUUGUGGAAUGAUGUCCCAAUACAAUAAGGUUUGGACAGAAAGGGAAGGGGUGAGAAAUCUAUUGAAUAUGGUGGGGAAGGAAGUUCACAUGCAAGGCUUCAUGGUAUUAUCAUAUUUGCAUCUAUUUGAAGAUUUUGGGACACAAAUAGGUGGCUAUUUGAAGGAUCGGAAACUCACUUCCAAACUUAAAAUAAACAACGGCAUUGAAAGCUUCUUAGAUAGCGUGGCUUCACUUUUUACAAGUUCCAAUAUUGGGAAAGUGGUCAUUCAAGUUUAAGCCAUUGCAUAUCUACAGUGGCGGAUAUUGACCAAAAAAUUAUAUGUGUGUUUUGCUUGUAUUAUUAAUAACUAGUUUUUUUGUUUGUAUUAUUAAUAACUAGUUUUAUAUGCACGCGAUGCGUACGAAUAUAAGAAA